This is a messenger RNA of Gambusia affinis (western mosquitofish), 2018 nucleotides long. It is a transcript of the gene e2f5, whose product is annotated as E2F transcription factor 5. The coding region runs from base 91 to 1203 and encodes 370 amino acids. Lineage: Eukaryota; Metazoa; Chordata; Actinopteri; Cyprinodontiformes; Poeciliidae. The record is from RefSeq and is a predicted model, not a curated record. The transcript has 9 exons. Gene Ontology annotation, molecular function: protein dimerization activity; RNA polymerase II cis-regulatory region sequence-specific DNA binding; DNA-binding transcription factor activity, RNA polymerase II-specific. Gene Ontology annotation, biological process: regulation of transcription by RNA polymerase II. Gene Ontology annotation, cellular component: RNA polymerase II transcription regulator complex.
GAGGAGGGCACGAGGUGGACAAGGGUUGCCAUGGCAACCGUAACCCAACGUAACGUCCGUUCAUUUAAAAAGACCACAGAGGCAGCGUAAAUGCUGGUCCUGUUAAGAGAGAAGAUGGAGUUGGAGACGGUGACUGUACGCUCGACCUCGAGUCGCCAUGAAAAAAGUUUGGGGCUCCUCACGAUGAAGUUUGUCAGUCUACUGCAAGAAGCUAAGGAUGGCGUUCUUGAUUUAAAAGUGGCUGCAGACAGUUUGGCAGUGAAGCAGAAGAGGAGGAUUUAUGACAUCACGAAUGUCCUGGAAGGUGUGGGGCUAAUCGAGAAGAAAAACAAGAACAUAAUCCAGUGGAGGGGGCAGAACAAUGGGAGCCAAAGUCAGGAGAUGUUGGAGCAGAUCAGAGUUUUAAAAGCCCACAUCUCUGAGCUCGAGGUUCAAGAGAAGGAGCUGGAUGACCAGAAGGCCUGGGUGGAAGAGAACAUCAAACACCUCAACCAUGAUCCAGACAUCUGUGCCUAUAAAUUUGUGACGCACGAGGACAUCUGCAAUUCCUUUAGUGGAGACACUCUUCUGGCUGUUGUGGCUCCCUCUGGAACCCAGCUGGAGGUGCCACUUCCUGAAAGGAGUAAAAGUGGUCAGAAGAAAUACCAAGUGAACCUGCGGAGCCACUCUGCUCCCAUCCAAGUGAUGCUCAUCAACAGAGAGUCCGGCUCCAGAAUCCCUGUGGUCUUUCCUGUACCACCCACCGACGACGUUUGUCUGAUGCCAACCCCACCCAGCACGCCCGCCAGCCUGCAGAAGUUCCCCCUCCUAAACUGUGCUGCCACUACACCCAACCCCACAUCCUCCUGCUGCAGCCAGGACUCCGUCUCCUCAGACCAGCAGAUGGUGCUGCCAGACCUUGAUGAAGAGCUGACUCCGUCUUCCACCCCUGGUGACAUGCAAAUGGAGUGUCACAGCGAGUCAGCAGCAGCAGUGUUGGAGCAGCAUCAAAUAGACCUGGAGGAUCCAGAGUUCCAGUCUGUUCUGGAUGUUAGCAGCCUCCUGAGACUGAGCACAGGCGCUGACAGCAUGAGGGACGACAGAGAGGGAGCUGUUGACAUUAUUGAUGAACUAAUGUCUUCUAAUGGUAUAGACUACAGCUUCAAUCUGGAUGAUGGUGCAGGAGUGUGUGACCUGUUUGAUGUGCAGAUCCUCAAUUACUGAUCUCUGCCGCCUGCCACAACUCUGCUACCCUCAUUUCACACACCUCCAAGAAAUAUUUCCUGUUAUGUUGUUAUUGCACAGUCAGUACUUCAUAUUGUUGCCUUAAAAUAAGAAAAAUAUUCACAUCUUUGGACCACACAGCUGUGCACCAGACACGAUGCACUGGCUUUUGUCAAUAACACCUGGCACCUGAAUGCGUUCUUCAUCAGAUAUAUACAUAUUUUUAAGGAAGCCACACGUUAUGUCUUUACUAAGACUUUAAUGGUUUUCUGGGUAAAUAAAAAAUUCCAGACAGAUAACAUGUCUUAGAAGUAAAGUAAGAUUAAUCCCACAGCCUCAUUAUAUUUUUCCACAUCCACAGGCUUUUUUUUUUGGGCUAUUUUUCUUAUUCUUAUGCGUCCGGUUUUCUUAUUUUAUUUCAACCAAAGCUGGGAAUGCAAGCUCUUUUUUUAUAAAUGAAAAGCAUCCCUUGUUUUACAGUUCUGAUUCAGAAACACCUGAUAUUUACGGAAUAAAUGUUUUGGCAUCAUUUUGUUACCUUAUUAUUGAGGGGGAAAAAGCCAGAAACUUUUCUUUUCUGUAUUAAUGACACUGCCAGUUUAGGUCUCCAUUUUUCACAGCUGUAUAUUUAACUACAUUUUAUACUUAAUUUAAGUAAUGAAAGGCUAUUUGUAUUAGUGCUUUGUAACUGAAACUAGGUUAAAUGUCUUUGUUUAAAUAACUGAGUUUGCCAAUUUCUAAAUUGAUGACUAUUCAGAGCCCUGAAUGACAUUUGUGUAUUUAUGUUUUCUAAUUAAAAAAAGUCAUGUUUCGUU